UUCCUACAACUACCUUCAGUCAACCCAAACAAUUAUGCAUGAACAUUGUAAAUUAUAGUUCAUGCAGCAACCUAUGUAGUUCAAAUUGGCAGUCACAAGAGAACAAAUUAUCUAGCACCUAUUAAACAAAGAACCAGCUGAUCCACUGAAGCAGCAGGCAUUUGACAAUCUAUCAUCUCUACGCUAUAUCACGUUCUUGCAAAAUGGCAGACACUACAGAAGACAAGGACUCUGGAGACAGUCCUCUCACCCACAAGGAACGCUGUAAAGAGGAGUGCAAAAAAGCUCUUGGCAUGUGUUUCUGGAAUAAGGUAGUAGAGAGCUUUAAAGCCAGGGAUAAGAAAAGAAACGAACAAGAUCCCGAGGAUAAAGAGGCCGAGAUACAACAAGAGAAGGAAGAGCUCGAAGAACAACUCGAACUGAUUAGGGAGAACUCAAAGGCUGACAAAGAAAACUACCUUGAGCAAAUAACAAUCCAAAAAGAAGCAUAUGAGCAGCAAUUGUACGAUCAACAGCAAAGCUACGACGGACAAAUCCAGCAGCUCCAACUUGACCUGGAGAAACGCUCCCUGGCAAUCCAGAAUGUCAGUGACAUGGUCCAACAGUACGAAUUCUUGGUUCCCGAGUAUAGCAGGCUCAAGAGAGACAGGGCGGAAUAUAUAACACCUCCAAUUUACUCCAAGCCAGGUGGUUACAAGUUUGUGAUUAAGGUGCUGGUAGUUGGUUCUAGGACUGGAUUGGGUUCUCAUGUGUCGAUACAAGGUUUGAGUCAACUGGGAGAGUAUGAUGCCAACUUAUCCUACCCGGUGAACAACAUGUCUGUGACGCUGCAGAUUUUGAACCAGCAGAACAAGAAAGAGAGCUAUGAGAAGCAAGUGCAUUUCACUUAUACCCGGAGCAAUAAUGGUGAAACCCUUGGGUCUGAUUUCCAGUUCAUAAGCCAUCAACAGCUUGAGGAAAAUGCAGCAAUCUAUCUCAAGAACGACACGCUCUGGUUCAGGAUAACGAAGAUCCAAAUCGAGACUGCAAAUCCAGGAAGUAAGAAGUAGAAGAUGGAACGAGUGAUACAUAAUUAUAUAAACAGAAACAUUGACUAUUUUAGAUAGAGCUUAUAAUAAUGGAUGCUAAACUAUAGUGUACGAUUACAAUGACUUCAUCCUAUCUGAAGGCAAUACCUCCAUUCAGCUUUGAAAAAAUUGACACAAUAUCCUAUACAGGAAUGUUAUCAUGUAUAUACAGACCUUGCAUACAAACAUUAAUUUUACUGGCUAUUUAUAUGUACGACAUUUCCUGA
Messenger RNA from Halichondria panicea, 1294 nucleotides. Its product is annotated as TNF receptor-associated factor 5-like. NCBI's taxonomy places the organism in Eukaryota, Metazoa, Porifera, Demospongiae, Suberitida, Halichondriidae. The transcript is spliced from 2 exons. The coding region runs from base 204 to 1049 and encodes 281 amino acids. The record is from RefSeq and is a predicted model, not a curated record. Gene Ontology annotation, molecular function: protein binding.